Sphenostylis stenocarpa is the source of this 291-nucleotide messenger RNA. Lineage: Eukaryota; Viridiplantae; Streptophyta; Magnoliopsida; Fabales; Fabaceae. The record is from the annotation of a GenBank genome assembly.
AUGGGAAACUGUGGAAGCAAUCCCAAGACCAAUGAGGAGGGUCUUGAGAAUGUGCCUAAGCCUGUGACUGAAGAAGUCAAGGUUGAUCAGAACCAGAGUGAAGCAAAUGUUGAGACCACAACUGAGGAAACCACCAAUGACUCCGACAAUAAGUCUCUCAGAACCUUGCUCAACCAGAAAGUAGAAGACUCACCGAAGACAGAAGAAGUAAAGGCUGAAGAACCUAAAAUUGAGGUGGUAAAGAUUGAAGAAGAGAAGCCCAAAGCAGAAGGAGCAAAGACUGAGGCUUAA